Molecule: messenger RNA, 384 nt
Organism: Camellia sinensis
Lineage: Eukaryota; Viridiplantae; Streptophyta; Magnoliopsida; Ericales; Theaceae
Source: RefSeq, a predicted model, not a curated record
AUGAAGGGUAUCAUGCGGUUCGAAAAGAAGGGAAAGUUGGCACCUAGAUUUGUAGGACCAUACAAGAUCACUGAGAAGAUUGGUAUUGUAGCUUACAAAUUAGCCCUACCACUUGCUUUAGCUAUGAUUCACAAUGUGUUCCGUGUAUCUUUAUUGCGGAAAUGUGUGCAAGACCCUUCCCAAGUAAUACCACCAGAAGUGUUGGAGAUUAGUGAUGAUCUAACGUAUACGGUGCGACCGGUUACUAUUCUAGACCGAGAUGUAAAGCAGUUGUGGCACAAGAAAGUGAACUUGGUGAAAGUGCAAUGGAGCAAGCAUGAGAAUGAUAUCACUUGGGAAUUGGAAGAGAAAGUUCGGCGUAUGCACCCGGAGCUUUUUGCUUAG